AUGCGCCCAAAACCCAGGCCGGGUCGGGGGAUUGUGCGGGUCGGAGGUGAGGAAUCUGGGGGCGGGGUUGCUGUCGGGAGGUGGCUGCGCAGAGUGGAGGGAGUGGCCUGCGGCCCUGCCCAGAAUAAGCUAGAGGCGCGCUGGGCGUCUGCGCUCCGGAGGCCCCGCUCCAGCUCCUGCGGCAGCGCAGCCAACUGCCUUCCCCUUUUCCAACUCGUGUCCAAUCUGCAGUCGCCAGACUUUGCCCGAGAGCGCAGUGAAGAGGCAGCUAGGUCGCAGGUGGACCCUGGUGAGGAGGCAGAGUCCCGAGGAAAUCAAGAAGACUUCCGCCUCCGUUACAUUGCCUUGGUGUUGCAGGAAAUCAAGAAGACUUCCGCCUCCAUUACAUUGCCUUGGUCACUGGUACUUAUCUUCUUUUCUAUUCAGCAUGCAUAUGGGAGUGGAAAGAAAUAUGCUGGUCCUUGCGGUGGGAGAGAUUGCUCUGUGUGCCGGUGCUUUCCUGAGAAGGGGUCUCGGGGUCAGCCAGGACCACUGGGACCACAGGGUCCAAUAGGACCGCUGGGCCCCCCGGGGCCCACUGGGAUUCCAGGAGAAAAAGGAAUGAGAGGUGACAGUGGCCCUCCUGGAGCAGCAGGCGACGCAGGAGAUAAGGGUCCAACUGGUGUUCCUGGAUUUCCAGGUUUGGAUGGCAUACCUGGGCACCCGGGGCCUCCUGGGCCCAGAGGCAAACCUGGCAUGGAUGGUUACAACGGCUCCAGAGGUGAACCAGGCUUGCCAGGAGAACGAGGAGUUCCUGGCUCAGGAGGCCUGCCAGGCCUUCCUGGGGAAAAGGGAGAAAAAGGAAAUUCAGUGUUCAUUUCAGGUGGUGUUAAAGGCAUUCAGGGUGACCGAGGGGACCCAGGACCACCUGGAUUACCAGGAUCAAGGGGUGCUAGAGGACCUUCAGGUCCCAUGGGAUAUUCCGGAGCGCCAGGGUUUCCGGGACCUCCUGGCCGCCCCGGGAGCCCAGGUUUGAAGGGCAAUCCUGGUGUGGGAGUGAAGGGUCUAAAGGGAGAGCCGGGUGAGGUUGGCCUGCAAGGUUCUCCUGGACCCACCCUCUUGGUGGAGCCACCUGACUUUGAUCUGUACAAAGGGGAAAAGGGUUUGAAAGGAAUUCCUGGAAUGAUUGGACUGCCUGGACCUCCAGGACCCAAGGGUGAACCUGGUGUAGGGGCAAAAGGAGAGAAAGGUAUUCCCGGAUUCCCAGGACCUCGGGGGGACCCAGGUUCCUAUGGGCCUCCAGGCUUCCCAGGACUGAAGGGAGAACCAGGGCUUGUUGGAGAUCCCGGACUGCCCGGAUUUCUUGGCCCUAAGGGAGAUCCCGGAGACCGCGGGCAGCCCGGACCACCAGGCGUUUUGGUCACUCCAUCUCUUCCAGUCAAAGGUCCCCCAGGGGAUCCAGGCUUCCCUGGCCGCUAUGGAGAAAUGGGGGCCAUUGGACCACCUGGUCCCCCAGGUCCACCAGGCAGGCCUGGGGAAUCCAAUGUAGGCAUGAAGGGACCUCCUGGCCCACCUGGGUCUCCUGGUCUGCCAGGACUUCCAGGGGCACCUGGUAUUCCUGGGAGACCUGAUUCAGCUCCAGGGAGACCAGGGCUGCCAGGACCACCUGGCCCUCCUGGAGCACCAGGACUGCAGGGACCCCCAGGAUCAGAUGUGAUAUACUGUAGUGCCGGGUGCCCUGGACCUCAAGGAAUAAAGGGAAGGAUGGGUCCUCCAGGAGGAAGAGGCUUAAAAGGAGAAAAAGGAAACGAAGGACUCUGUGCCUGUAAGCCUGGUCCCAUGGGUCCCCCAGGACCACCAGGAUUUCCUGGGAGACAGGGCAGCAAGGGGGACUUGGGACCCCCUGGUAGGCUUGGCGAAAAAGGUGACCCAGGCCCUCCUGGUGCUGCAGGAUCUCCAGGGCCUCCAGGACAGCCUGGCGCCUCUGGACCACCUGGCAGCAAAGGAGCAAAGGGCAACAUGGUUGUACCAAGAGUUAAAGGGCACAAAGGAGAAAGAGGACCUGAAGGGCCACCAGGAUUUCCAGGGCAAGAUGGACCACAUGGUUGGGAUGGACUUGAUGGAGAGAGGGGGACUCCGGGAGUCCCAGGAGAUCACGAAGAUGCAGUCCCAGGAGAUAAAGGGUUUCCUGGACCACCAGGCCCCCUGGGGAAAGCAGGCGCCAUAGGACCUCCUGGCACAGGAUUUCCUGGCCCACCAGGACAGAGAGGUCAACCAGGAGUUUCAGGCCACCCGGGUCUGAGGGGUCCUGUUGGCUUGAAGGGUCAGAAAGGUGACACAAUUCUUUGUAACAUCACUUACCCUGGUAUGCCAGGCCUUCCGGGAUUUGCUGGACCUCCAGGUCUGAAGGGGUUCCCAGGGUCCCCAGGUGCUCCCGGGCCAAGGUGCUUGGAUGGGCAGAAAGGCCAACGUGGCCAACCAGGAAGAUCAGGAAUACCAGGCCCACCUGGUUUCCGAGGGGACAUGGGAGAUCCAGGUUUUGGAGGUGAAAAGGGAUCCUCUCCCGAUGGGCUCCCAGGUCCUCCAGGUCUACCCGGAAUGAAUGGUCAGACAGGAAUCCCAGGAGACCCCGCAUUUGGUCACCCAGGACCCCCAGGGAACAGGGGUCUUCCAGGAGAACCAGGGACCAAAGGAUCCAAAGGAGAUCUGGGAUGUCCUGGAGCUGAAGGGGCUGCUGGCGCUCCAGGAUUGCCAGGGCUAAAGGGUCCCAAGGGCAGAGAAGGUAGUGCUGGGUUUCCAGGGGUCCCAGGUCCACCUGGCCAUUCCUGUGACAAAGGUGCUGCAGGGACUCCAGGGCUACCAGGGCUCCCCGGCGCUCCAGGAAACCCAGGCAUCCCAGGUUGGAAAGGGCCACGAGGAGAUAUGGGGCCUCCUGGACCAGCUGGAAUGAAGGGCCUCCCCGGGUUUCCAGGCCGGCCAGGGGUAGAUGGACCUCCAGGACCCCCAGGAAUCCCAGGCCUUUUGGGGGAAGAUGGAUUACCUGGAUUUCCAGGCCCAAAAGGACCCCAAGGGCUGCCUGGUUUCAGAGGUUUCCCUGGAGAGAGAGGAAGGCCAGGACCAGAGGGAGAGCCAGGCAGAAAGGGAGAAAUUGGAGAGAAGGGUUGGCCUGGUCGUCUGGGAGACCAGGGAGCAAGAGGUGCUAGAGGAGAGAGAGGACCUCCUGGAGAUGAAGGAGAGAUGGCUGUCAUUUCCAAGAAGGGCAAGACCGGGGAACCUGGAGCUCCUGGAGAUGUUGGAUUACCAGGAGAAAGAGGUGAUAAAGGAAAUUCCGGGAUGCCUGGGAGAAGAGGAGAGCCGGGAAGACUCGGACCACCUGGAUUCCAUAGGGGUGAGCCUGGCAGAAACGGACAAGCAGGGUUGCCUGGGCCUCCUGGGCUUCCAGGCUCACCUGGGAUGAGAGGAAUCAUUGGUUUUCCAGGAUUUCCAGGUGACCAGGGUGAGCCAGGUUCUGCAGGUCCUCCUGGAUUUUCAGGACUUGAUGGCACAAGAGGACCUAAAGGAAGCAAAGGCGAUCCUGCCAGUCUGUUUGGUCCACCUGGUCCAAAGGGGGAGCCAGGUAGCCCUGGGUAUCAAGGACAUUCUGGAGUUCCAGGAGAGCAGGGUUUGCCUGGUGUUCAAGGAUACAGAGGACCACCUGGAAGGCCAGGGUUACCUGGCAUUUUGGGAUCAUCUGGGUAUCCAGGUGGCCAGGGAAUACCUGGGCUGCAGGGACUUCCAGGAGAAAUGGGGGACCCUGGACCAAGAGGCCUCGUGGGCGACCCAGGGAUACCAGGACCUCCAGGAAUGAAAGGUCCCACUGGGUCUCCUGGCUUGGAUGGCUUGCAUGGGCUGAGGGGACAGAAAGGAACCAAAGGUGCUUCAGGCUUGCAUGAAGUGGGUCCACCUGGUCCAGUGGGAACACCUGGACUCAAAGGGGAGCGUGGAGACCCCGGCAGCCCAGGGAGUUCUCCUCCAGGCCCUUGUGGUGAAAGAGGUCCUCCAGGCCUCCCAGGGAGACCAGGACCACCUGGUCCUGUGGGUGCCAAAGGAAGAGCUCCUAUGGGUGACAUUCCCGACCCAGGUCCUCCUGGAGAUCAGGGAUUUUCCGGCCCUGAUGGCCCAAGAGGAGAACCUGGGCCUCCAGGCCCCCCGGGGAGCGUGGAUCUUCUGAAAGGAGAGCCAGGAGACUAUGGUGUGCCAGGGCCGCCAGGUGACCCAGGCCUGCCAGGCCUUCCGGGAUGCAUAGGCAUUCCAGGAUGUGAUGGACAAGAUGGCCAGAAAGGACCCAUGGGGUUUCCAGGGAUGCAAGGGCCCUCUGGUCCACCAGGGCUACCUGGAGAGAAAGGUUUUCCUGGACCUCCAGGUAGAAGAGGAUUCAGAGGUCCUCCAGGUCCCAGAGGUGAACCUGGGCCACCUGCUGAUGUGGAAGCCUGUCCCAGAAUUCCAGGGCUUCCUGGUGUGCCUGGCCCAAGAGGACCAGAAGGAACCAGGGGAUUCCCUGGAGAAAGAGGACUCCCUGGACCAGGGUGCAAAGGAGAGCCUGGACUGGAUGGCAGAAGGGGCAGGGAUGGCAUCCCUGGGCCUCCCGGGCCUCCCGGAAGCAAAGGUGACCCUGGAGAAACUGGCUACCCUGGAGUACCAGGACCUCCUGGUCCCACUGGGGACCCUGGGCCCAAAGGGUUAGGCCCAGGUUAUCUCAGUGGUUUCCUCCUGGUCCUCCACAGUCAGACAGAUCAAGAACCCGCCUGCCCCAUGGGCAUGCCCAGGCUCUGGACUGGGUAUAGCCUGUUGUACCUGGAAGGACAAGAGAAGGCUCACAAUCAAGACCUUGGUCUGGCAGGGUCCUGCCUUCCCAUCUUUAGCACGCUGCCCUUUGCCUACUGCAACAUCCACCAAGUGUGCCACUAUGCCCAGAGAAAUGACAGAUCCUACUGGCUGGCCAGUGCUGCACCGUUGCCCAUGAUGCCAGUCUCGGAGGAGGAGAUCCGUCCAUACAUCAGCCGCUGUGCUGUGUGCGAGGCCCCAGCACAGGCGGUGGCAGUGCACAGCCAGGACCAAUCCAUCCCCCCAUGCCCACGAGCCUGGAGGAGUCUCUGGAUUGGGUACUCCUUCCUGAUGCACACAGGAGCUGGGGACCAAGGAGGGGGGCAGGCCCUCAUGUCACCUGGAAGCUGCCUGGAAGACUUCAGAGCUGCACCAUUCCUUGAAUGCCAAGGCCGGCAGGGCACAUGCCAUUUCUUUGCAAACAAGUACAGCUUCUGGCUGACAACAGUGCAACCAGACUUGCAAUUUUUCUCUGCCCCAUCACCAGACACCUUAAAAGAAGGCCUGGCCCAACGCCAGAAAAUCAGCAGGUGCCAGGUCUGUGUGAAGUUUAGCUAAAGACUGCUCAAGUCACCUACCUGAGCCUAGGAGGAGAGGAAGGGCAGGCAAGAUUUCCUGGGCUGUGCCAAGAGGUUUAAUGGUGCUCACUUCACACUUGACUUUUAGCUGUUCUUUGUGUGCUAAUGUGUUUGUUCCCAGAGUCCUCCAACUUCUUCCUCUGUUCCUUGCUGAUUAAGCACGGGCUACAUGUAUGGAUUUGUUGGGACCUAUCAAUCUAGGUGCAACCCAGAUCUCCUUAUUUUAAGGAGGCUGAUAGAAGAGCUGGUUUAUUUUAAAAUAUGCUAAUUCACAAGAUGGCAAGUAGAUGAUAAAGGUGCGAUUACAAAUCACAUUACUGAAAAUAAUUCAUUGGUUAAUAGCACCUCAAACAACUGAAGUCAAUUACUCUAUAAUAUAGUGGGCUUUGGGAUGGAUUUUUACAGGAAAGAAUAAAUAGGCCAGUAAAUGAAACUAGAAAGUACAGAUUUUCAAUGUUUCAAAACGAUUUUCUCUGUAAUCUAUUUUUCCAUACACUUUAAAUAAUUGUAAAACCAUGACCCAAAGAGAUUAAAGAAAAAAAAAUCACAUUGCCAGCUUUCACAGUUCAUUUCGGAACAGAAUGAACCAUUAUGCCAGGAAGGCCCACAGUUGCUGUAUUCCAGAGAUGCGACAUUAGCAUGAAUACAUCACAGAUGAAUAUGAAACAUUGUGUUCUCUUCUGUAUUUUUGGGAGAAUAGAAAUGCCUACUUUCAACCCUUUUGAGAAGUAGCAAUUAUCGAAAAAAAAUAUAUAUUCAAUAAGGGAUUAGGAGCCUAAAAGCUAUUAAUGAAUAUUAAGGUAGUGAUUCACAAAACGGACUCCCCAUUGCCCUGCACUACCAAACACAGAGCCUUUCCCCCAGUCGGGGUCUGGCCUGCGCUCAGCACUAAUGGGCCUGGAGCCACAUGGGGCUUACUCAGGCGGAGACACAAGCCCCACAGAGCGUCUCGCCUCCCCCUUCUCCCCAGGAGAACCCCAGAGCUUCCCAGCAGAUCACAGUGACCACAUUGCCUCCACAUACAUAAUGGCAGCUCCUGUGGGGAGGUGACAGAGCUAUCAUUAUGCACUUGGGAGAAAAUGAAGGGCCGACUUAAUUAAACUUGGGUAGGAAGAUUCAUUCAAGCCAGGGUCACCCCAUGGCCCUUCUUA
This is a messenger RNA of Ochotona princeps (American pika), 6571 nucleotides long. RefSeq names its product collagen type IV alpha 4 chain (gene COL4A4). NCBI's taxonomy places the organism in Eukaryota, Metazoa, Chordata, Mammalia, Lagomorpha, Ochotonidae. The coding region runs from base 1 to 5400 and encodes 1799 amino acids. The record is from RefSeq and is a predicted model, not a curated record. Gene Ontology annotation, molecular function: extracellular matrix structural constituent. Gene Ontology annotation, cellular component: collagen trimer. The transcript has 48 exons.